ACAAAUCAGUAUAUUCGUUAAAUAUUUGAAAUUAUAUUUAGAGUUAUCUCUGUGUUGAUAAACAUUAUCUGAUAAAAGCCUUUUUCUUCUGAAUAUCUUUUGACAAUCUUAUGAUUGCAAAAGUAAUAUAAAAUAAUUUAAUAGUUUGUGAAUAUUAAAAUAGGUAAAGUAGUAUUGAGGGAUUUAAGUUGUACAAAACAAAAGAUUAUUUUUUAAGAUAUCGCAAUAUGGCACGAAGAACUGGUGCUAUAAAAUUAGCAAAGCUUCGAGAAUUAAUGAAAAAUAUUCAGAUUGGUGCUAUUAAAGAAGAAGGAAUUCAAGCUAUUGUUGUAAAUUCAGAGGAUGCUCAUCAGUCCGAAUACUUACGAGAACACGAUCAAAGGCUUAAAUUUAUAAGUGGAUUUACCGGAUCUCUUGGUACAGCAGUUAUUACCACAGACAAAGCAUUACUUUGGACGGACGGAAGAUAUUUUACUCAAGCUACAGAAGAAUUAGAUCCAUCAGAAGAAUGGACUCUUAUGAAAGAAGGUUUAUUAGAGACACCUACCAUGCAAGCUUGGUUGGCUUCUAAUUUGCCGCCAAAAUCUGUGGUCGGUGCAGAUCCAAAUUUAUUAAGUUACACAAAAUGGGUUACAUUGCACACUGCCCUGGUUGCUGCAGGACAUACCUUGCUACCACUUGAAGAAAAUUUGGUAGAUAAAGUAUGGGGCAAUGAACAACCAUUACCUGCGGCAAACAAUAUCCUCCCUCAAUCACUGCAUUUUUCUGGUAAAAGUGCAGGCGAAAAAAUUAAUUUGUGUCGCGACACUAUGAAACUGAAUAGUGCCAAAAUACUUAUUAUUACUGCUCUGGAUGAGGUUGCAUACCUUUUAAAUUUAAGAGGUUCUGACAUUCCUUAUAAUCCUGUAUUCUUUGCAUUUGUGGUUAUUACUAUGGAAGAAGUACAUAUGUUUGUGGAUGUUACUAGAUUAACAGAACCAGCGCAACAACAAUUAAAAAAUGAAGGGGUGAAUCCUACUUUCCACCCAUACAACGAUAUACAUAGCUUUUUAAAACAAAAAGCAGCUUAUUGUACAAACGAUUUGGUAUGGAUAAGUAAUGGCUCUAGCUACGCUAUUCAUUCUGAUUGUGGAGAUAUGAACAAGCAUAUAGCUAUUUCUCCUGUCAGUAUAGCUAAGGCAAUUAAAAAUCCUAUAGAAAUAGAAGGAAUGAAAGCUGCUCACAUACGCGAUGCGGUUGCACUUAUAAAGUAUUUUGCUUGGUUAGAGGAUAAAAUAAAAAAUAAAAAGGAACAUGUUACAGAGAUUUCUGGAGCGAGUCAACUUGAAAAAUUUAGAACGGAGCAAAAGCACUACGUCGGUUUAAGUUUUACUACUAUUUCGUCGGUUGGUCCACACGGUGCCAUUAUUCAUUAUGCACCAUCUCCAGAAACAGACGUUCCAAUUACGGACAAAGAAUUUUAUCUAUGCGACUCAGGAGCGCAAUACAAAGAUGGAACUACAGAUGUCACACGAACUAUACAUUUCGGCGUACCUACGGAUUAUCAACGAGAGUGUUUUACACGAGUGUUCAAAGGGCAAUGUCGUUUAUCGUCUACAAUCUUUCCUUUAAAAACAAAAGGCAAUUAUUUGGAUACUUUAGCGCGUGAAAGUUUAUGGAGUGUCGGACUUAAUUAUUUACACGGUACGGGACAUGGAAUAGGAUCCUAUUUAAAUGUUCAUGAACAACCAAUUGGUAUAUCUUGGAAACCGUAUCCCGAUGAUCCUGGCUUACAACCAGGAAUGUUUUUAUCUAAUGAACCAGGAUAUUACGAAGAUAAAGAAUUUGGUAUCAGAUUAGAGAACAUAGAGCUAGUUGUAACAGCGAAAACUCCAUAUAAAUUUAAAAAUAUCAAGUUUCUUACAUUUGAAACUGUAACACUUGUUCCAAUUCAAACCAAUUUGCUCGAUGUCUCUUUAUUGACGAACGAAGAGAUUAAUUAUUUAAAUAAUUAUCAUGCGAAAUGUCUGAAAACAUUGAGUCCUUUGCUCCAGGAUCCUGAAAAUGUUCAAGCGCUUCAAUGGCUUAAAAGAGAAACGCAACCUAUAAGCAAAUAAUAAUAUAUAUAACUCUGUGAUGAUUCUAAAUGGAGAGGGAGAAAAAAAAAGAAUUAUGACUUUCAUAAGAGAUUUUUGUAAUAUUCACAUCGAUAAUAUUUUUACAAUGUAUACGCCGAUUCUAAUGGGGGAUAUUUUGUAUACAUUUGUGAUAUCAUGUUAUAAAACUGAUUUAAAUAAGAACGUAAGAUGAAUUUUUGUUAUUAUGUUUAAAAAAUGUUUUCCAUUUUCCUUUAUAUAAAAUUUGGACUAUAUAUAAAUAUAUUUUUUCCUUUUUCAAUAAAAUUUUCUAUACGAAUCCAC
Molecule: messenger RNA, 2399 nt
Organism: Vespula vulgaris
Lineage: Eukaryota; Metazoa; Arthropoda; Insecta; Hymenoptera; Vespidae
Product: xaa-Pro aminopeptidase ApepP
Exons: 6
Coding region: 228-2096 (622 amino acids)
Molecular function (GO): metalloaminopeptidase activity
Source: RefSeq, a predicted model, not a curated record